Dermacentor silvarum is the source of this 8284-nucleotide messenger RNA. Its product is annotated as rho-related GTP-binding protein RhoU-like. The record is from RefSeq and is a predicted model, not a curated record. Gene Ontology annotation, biological process: small GTPase-mediated signal transduction. Lineage: Eukaryota; Metazoa; Arthropoda; Arachnida; Ixodida; Ixodidae. Bases 621 to 1460 code for a protein of 279 amino acids. Gene Ontology annotation, molecular function: GTP binding; GTPase activity. The transcript has 4 exons.
CAGACGACAAAAAGACGGCAGCUGCUGCUCGCGCGCUCCUCCUGCGAGGCUCCCGCUGCUCCUUCCCAGUUGUGUGCUUUGACCGGCGAGGGACUCGGUCGGCGGGUGUACGGUGGAGUGCUUCUUGCCCGCCUCUACGGUGGUCAAGUCACGUUCGCGUCUUUCCGGUCGUCGCGGGCGGCCGCGCGUUUCCUGCUUCUCCGCCAUCGGACGGCACCCACGUCCCUUUGACGGCGACGAUCCGGCGCGCUCGGCCGGUGUUGUCAUGCGGCCCUUUCGCCGGCGCGCGUCGACAUCGAAGCAACUGCAGCGGCGACGGUCGUCGUCUUCGGCGCGCCGAGGAGCGCCGUAGGCCUAACCGCCGUUUUCUGCUGCUCGGCCUCGCGAAGUUGUUGCGCGUUUCGGCGGUCCGAUUGCGCGUGUCACUACCUCGUCGUCGGCGGUGGUUCUCUCUCGAGCCGUGUUCUGUGCGUCCCCUAAAGAGUGUCGGUGGUUGUGAGCGCGGCGUUCUCUGAAUUGGUGUUUUUUGACCCGGGGCCGCCCGACCGCAAUUGGCCGCGGCGGCUUGGUGUGUGUGGGGAGGAGAGACGACGCCGUGCACACACAGGAAAUUGGCCGCGAUGCCUCCACUGGCGCGAGACCAGCAGUCGGCGAGCUUGUUAACACCGGAGAUGAAGGCGACGUUGGCCAACGGCGGCGGAGCUGGUGCAGCCGGCGACGGUUCGAGCUGCGUCUGCUCGGUCAAGUGUGUUCUUGUGGGCGACGGUGCGGUGGGCAAAACGAGCCUCGUCGUCAGCUACACCACCAACGGCUACCCCACGGAGUACGUUCCCACGGCCUUCGACAACUACUCCGUGGUGGUGACAGUGGACAACCAGCCGGUACGUCUGCAGCUCUGUGACACGGCGGGACAGGACGACUUCGACUCGCUGCGGCCCCUGUGCUACCCGAACGCGGCGGUGUUGCUGCUCUGCUUCUCGGUGGUGUGCCCCACCUCGUUCCAGAACGCGUCGCAGAAGUGGCUGCCCGAGCUGAGGCGGCACUGUCCCGACGCACCCAUCGUGCUCGUCGGAACCCAGUGUGACCUGCGCUCGGACGUCAAGGUGCUCAUCGAGCUUGCCCGCUACGGCGAGGAACCCGUGCCAGAGUCCGCGGCGCGGCACGCCGCCCACCGCAUGGGGGCGCUGGCCUACGUCGAGUGCUCGGCGCUCACGCAGAAGAAUCUCAAGGAGGUCUUCGACACGGCCAUUGUCGCAGCGCUGCGUCGGAACAGCCCGGGACUCGUGGGCAAGGGCUUCCACCUGCUGUCCACCAGGUCACCGGGUUCCAGGAGCAACGGCACGGGACAGUUCACCAACGGCUUCGUGCCGUUUCCCCGGAGACGCGCCAUGUCGCUAGACCGCCGAACCCGGGACGACGGCAAGAAGACAGGCUGGAAGAAGCUGUGCUGCUUCAUCUGAGGUGUUUGUGCGUACGCUUGUGUGUGUGUGUGUGUAUGUGAUGCGUGUAGCUGAGUGGCGGUUCCUGUAAUACGGUGCGGAGACCUCGACCAGAAAUCUAUUCCGUCGGACACGGGGUCUCCAUCGUAGCGCUGUGUGAGUCACGUGCAAGUGCGCCGUGGUGUCGAUUCUUUGCGCAGCCACGGGUUUCUGCUCGUUUCUACGAGUGAUACAACCAACGUGGCAGGAAAGACAAGUCUCAGGGUUGAAGUCAAGACCAUCACUGGCGAUGAGGCGCCGCUUGAGGACUGAAGAGCUAUAUGGAGCCAGUCCGCUCUCGCCGACGCUGGAAGUGACUUCGUGAAGGCGUGUGGUCGCGUUGUGCGGACGCUUUAGGACCGGCACAUCAUCGCCGUGGACAGUCGCUCAUUGUGGUUUCUGGUCGUUUCGACGAGAGUUGUCCAGGAUAGACAAGGGUCUCAGGGGUGAAGUGAAGAUGACGGCGGCGACCGGAGAAAGAAAGGCUGUGUACUGCAGCUACAUGUAUAGCCGAGUCGGUUCUCACUUCCGUUUUUUACGAAAGUUUUCGCGAUGCUCUUCUGGAUAAGCGGCGCCGCCGACAGGUGUUUCUGGUUUCGUAAUCUGGCUUCCGGUAAUCGGAGCAGAGGAGUCUUUGCGCCUCCGAUUGCGUGCUUCCAGCCAGAUGGCGCCGGCGUGAACGGACAUGAUUGUGACCACAUGUUCGCCGACUCGCCACGGCGAACCGUCGCUAUCGCGACGCUUUUUCUGUCGAGGUUUAUUGUCCGUGAACUGGCUAGGAGUACGUGAGAGCGACAAGAAUGACAAACAAGAAAAGUAAAGGAAGAAGGCUUUACGUAACCUGUCCCUAUCUGGCAUGGGCCGUCUAGUAAUGUGAUCGUCGGACGCAUUCGACGCCGAGUGUGUAUACCUGUCACUACCGAGCCGUACCGAGCUUCAAGCACGUGCGCAGAGUCACGCUUCAUCUCUGAGUGUUUUUAAUGGGAGGUGAUUAUUCUUGAGCGUUUGCAAUGGCUGCACAUGUCAGGACAAUUGGUGUGGAACGUCCAGUCAGAAUAACACCUCAUCCUCUAUGAGGGCAAUUUCCAACUGUGCAGACUGUGCUUUUUCGUUGACAGCGGUGACUGUUUGGUUUGGUGACUGUUUCAUCGGCUCGUGAUGACAGUGGUCAUUUUUCAUAGUGGUGCUGCGAAGUGACGGGUGAAGACUGUACAAAUCUCCUCGCCCAGACAUCAAAAUAGAAUAUUGUUUUAUUUUUUUCAGCAUGUCCGUAAACAGAGUUCACGGAAUACGGGAACACCGGAUGCCUCAAUGGUGGCAGCAGUAGAGCUAGCGCCAUCUUGUGAUGCUCUCUUCAAACACGACGCCUUGGAAGCGUUUUUGUGUUGGGUCAGUGCUCUAGCAUAAAGGAAAUAAGAAAGAAAUUCACUAUACGUUAACGAUUGCUGUUGCUGACGCCUCUGCACCACCAGUUAAGUAGAACGUGAUCGCAACAACUGUAGUUCUGUUCGCUGCAUUUGACGUCAAUGUCACAAGGCACCACCGUUCCUGCGCACGUCUGCCUUGCCGGUGUUCUGGCAUUCCGUGAACUGUGAUACUCUUAUGGGCAGCGUAAACACUCUUGUUUGAGUUUCAUCUUUGCAUUCGUGUCUGCGGAAACACCAUCUCUGAAACGCCGGGCGAGGUUUGAAGCGCCCCCGUGAGUGCAGUUUUUUCUUUUUUUUUUUUUUUUUUAACAAGGCGCUCCAGUCAACAGUUCCUCCAUCAUCGAGCGUCAGGCACCUGUCUAGCACGUCAUCUGUACUGUGUAUACCGUCUGGUCUCGCGCAUGCUCUGGUCACGGUGUUCGGUCUAACUGAGCUUGGCAGACGGUGACGAUAACUCCAGCGAUAACUGUGCGAUCCGGCGACCGCGCGCGCGGCAUUGCGAUAAGGCUCCGAACGUCCAGCUAAAUGGGUCGAGAUUCCGUUAUCUUGCUGCCUGUCUUGGAGACAGCGCUGAUUGAGACACUGAUAGUUUUCAACUAUUGUGUCAGAUUGCCGUCUCCGAAAAGUUGAUUAUCCUUUAUUUGUGUAUAUUAACUCUUUCUCAAUUACUGCUUGCCCUCAAAUACAUAGUAAGCCCCUUCGAAACAGACUCUGCGCUGUUUUCCCGGUGAUGAGAACAUUUUUUUUUUUUUUCUGCUGUGUGCACACGUUUGUAAUGCACAUUACGCCCGAUCCGUCGCACUGGUUUCCGCAGUUUUUGAUCUCGUGAGUUUAUCAGGUCGUUUAGUAAGAGUGCUGUUGGUGCUCAUUUAAUAUCUGCGUUGUUAUCUCCGCGCCUGUCUUUGCAAGCCAUAGGAAAUCAAGUUUCCUUCAGGCAGUUCAUGCGCAAACGAUCAUGUGACCGGAGAGCACCGAUUGAGUGAGUGAUCCCCUAAACCCCGGCAUUGCACUGCCGGUUCGUGUGCGUACAGUGUGGUUCAUUCUUCAAGGGCACACUGACAUGAUAAUGUCAUUGUGCACUUCAGUCCAGUACUAAGAGAACACCCAAUUAGUAUUCAGUGCAUCAUAGCUUGAACAUUUAUUACAAAGUUGUGGAAACAAAGUGCAUGAUGCGACACGUUAAGUAGACAUCUACUAAUAAACAGGUUUUUCUGCGUGCCUUCGUACUUUUCAAAACUGGACAGUAAUGGGUGCCGAGAUACUAACUAGAUGUACUUUUUAAGAAUGUACCAUGCCGUACAACGGUAGACAUUACAACUGUCAUUAGCGAAGGAGUGUUCGCUGGGGAACUCUCCCUGACACCGUGAUUAUCAAAUUUUGCAGUCACGUCACUCUGACGUCGAGAAUUAUGUACAGUAUAAAUCGUCAGAGUGCUGUGGCAGUGUAGUGGAACUGACAGCAUCCGCUGUCGUCUCCGAACGAUUCUAAGUGAUGCCUGUGGCCGAGAUGUGACCCCAAAUGACAUUGUAAACGAGGCCGCGUCCUGCGAAGUUGAAGCCGUGCACGGAAUUGUAAGCAACGACCGUGUACAGCGGAGUGCUGAAUUGCGUGAUGUGAUGUGGGAGCUCGGAUGUUCAAGUUGUGUACAUAAAUUAUUGUCGCAGCACAACACCUUUGAAGUUGGUGACGCCGGUCACACAGUCUGUUUCAGCUAAGCGUAACGGUUCCUACGCUAAAGCAACACGCAGUAAAACGUCUGCGCAUAAUAGCCACCUAAAAGCGCGUAUUGAGGACCGCCUACCGCUACCCUCUCCCUCAUUUGAAGGAGAAAAGAAAGAAAAUUAUUUUAGAGCUAUAUGACCGCAUAUAAAUGACGGUACGAAUCGCGGCGUUAUUUGCUCAUGCUUAUUUAUUUUUGUAUGAUAACGUUACUUCUAUUUGGGAAACGGCGACAGUUGCGGAGACAUUACGGAGCUUCGAGACCAAUCACAGUCUAUGCAUCGCUCAUUCAGUUGUUCUUGACAUUGGGCCUGUAUUUAAAAAAAAAAACUACUUUUAACAGUCUGCACCUCCACUUAACCGCAACUUGAACGCAACUGUUUGGUGCAAUCACAGAACAAUCUUUCUGUAACUGUGCAGCGGUUUGUAAUACGAGUUUUUUAGCUUCCCACAUCUCGCCUUUCCCGAGAAUGUAGUAUAGCUCACCCCGCAAACUGUGUUCUGGUGACAAGCGCCAAAACCAAACGAAGCAAACAAACUGUCUACUAUACUGUGCCAACAUUCUCUGUUGUGUAGUAACGUUGCCCCGUAGAAACACCGCCAAAUAGACUGUGUUCAAACAGCGUUAUUUGCAAAUCCAAGGAAAUCGCUCAGAUGCAAAAUAUACAUGCGAAAGUUGCAUCAACAAACAGCCUUAAGCAGUGUGCCAAGCGUAACUGAGAAAGAAAGCCUGUAUUUUCGCUUACUUAUCAGCAAGGGAGACUCGUCUCCUGCAGGAGAUAAUCAUUCUUCUUCACCGCCUGUUCAGAAGUCUUUACAUAUAUAUAGCAGACACCAGGCCCCUCAGAAAACCAGUUUACAUCAGCCACUGGCGAGUUUUUGGGAACGGCCUGCCACCGAUUCAAUCACAAUCAAACUGCUGGGCAGGACGGGGGUACGAAAGUUUAGCUGGAAAACCUCCUCACUGUGAAGCUGAACAUGAUCUUGUGAGCAUCCCAGUGACAACACUGUGAGUUGGGUGCCCGAUAUAAACGUUCGUGCCAAGACUGAUAAGCAUGACUACUGUUUAUGACAACGCUCAAAACCGGAGGUAUGCGAGCUUCGAGCGACAGAACACUAACGCCUGAGUCGUCUCUCCACUCGUCAGCAAAGCACGUCGGCUUUGUGUGUCCUUCCCGGCCCUGUAUAGCUGUAUCGGAGUAACUUCCGUCAUCUAAAACAAAACUGACUACAUUUCUCUCCUACUGAGGAGUUUUAGCAUACCGUAAUUGCUUGGCGACUUGGAGCGUGUACACGUAACUGCACGCCUAAGAUGGGCACUGUUUAUCACCCCAAUGAUCACUAGCUGUGGCGUACACGGCUCGUGAAAUAUAGAUAUAGUAACGGUGCACGUAACAACGUCGUUUUCUUGCUACGGCGACCUAAAACUUCAUGGUAAAAAAAUCAUGGCACACCGCAAUGAAGUAAUGACUUUGCAAUCGUAGGCCGGCGACGAACAUGCGUGAGUCGGCGUAUGUUGCUAGUAGGCUUUAAAGCACGCAGCGAACAUAUAGUUGCAGCGUAAUUACCCUGCGCUAAAACUCCCUAACGUCAAUGUCAUCGCGCGUGUAAGGUUUGUUUUUGUAAGUGUGACGCACUUGCUUCUUUCUUGUUAUCGCACUGCAAUGCACCUUUUUCUUUUGUUGCUGUCCAUGCUGUACACAUUGUUGUUAUCGCUGUGCGUCAUUAAAGCGCACGCACUUGGCUUUCUUGAUUAUUUUUAGCUUGUUCUUAUAGCGCGUUAUCCACCAGUGCCCCCCUCCCUCAACCUCCAUCAGCCUUUGCGAUAGCGCAGGUUGCGAUCGGAGGGGCGCCCCCUACACCAAGAAAUCGAAAGACAUAUCAGUUUUUUGCCUCGCGCUUUAGACCCUUCGCUGAGUUUGAAGCCCUGGAUUGGUGUCUUAGCGUGAAGCGUUGUCUCCAUACCUUAUUGUCUUUUUCUGUUUGUGCCGUUUUCUUUACUCUGUCCUAACCAUCCUCCCCCUAUUCACUGAUAAUAGCGCGAAAGCGCCGAUCUGUGCAGUUGCCCCUAAAUGUUCUUGAACCAUGCUCGAGACAAUCGUCAGAGUUAGUGCUUUGACGAUUCAUUCUUCCCUGCACUAGGCGUAAUUAGAGAGUUUUAGCGGACCAAUAGCGUAGUAGUGGUGCGGUCUAUACAUGUUAUAUCGAGGCCAUAUCAAGGCACCCUACUGUAACCUAAUUUGAUUGAGCGACCGAUGAAACUCUUUUCGAAUGUGAAACCCCAAGUAUUUCAGCAUCGACGCAUGUUGGGACGAAUGGAACAAUUAAAUAGAGUCUUCAUUCAGGCGGAAAAGAUAAGAUCUUGACAGAUAUAUCGAUGUCGUGAUCGAGGCUCUCAGCGUCAGGCGUAGAUGACAUAUCUAUACAUAUAUCCAUAGAUACUACUGGUAGGUCUAUCUAUAGAUACAUUUAUAGAUAUUACCUAUAGACUAACAGCUGUCUAGCGGUAGUACCGGUAUGUUGAUAUCUUAUGCACGUGGUUUGCGCUGCGACGCAAGCAGGCCUGAAGAGUUUCGAGAAAUGUUGAGCGGCUUCAAGUUUCGCUUAUUUCAGUGCAAUGUACCUGUAGAAUAUGCCACAUUUGUUGACAAAUAACAGCUUUUGAUUGCUUAGACAGUAGUUCGAAUGCUACUGUUAUUUAUUACACUUUUAACUUUGAUUUCGAGUUAUAGAACGGGAAGUGCACAGAGAAAACUGAAAUAUACGCGGUAGACAAAUUCGUUAUGUCAUCAUGCGCUGAAUUAGCUGAAUGAUUUAGCAUGGUCGUGUUUUAACAGACUGAUAUGCGCAGAAGAUUGCGAAACGCAGCGCGCCGAGAACUUCGACAAAAAAAUAAAAUAAAACACUACUACGGACCUAAAAAUCUUAAACCUACAUUAGGGAGUUUUAGAUAUAUUGGAACUCCCUUUAACGUAGUCUAUCGUUCCUACGCGUAAAAGAAUCCAGACAGGCUCCGGGUUUGCGCACGCGUGCUGCCAAUGACUCCGAUCUCUUCGCUACGCUAAGCCGCUUGAGUCCCGUGUUUCUAAAACUCCCUAACAUCAUUCGCAUGACGUGGUUCCUCCGAAAACGCCUUGAGGUCGAAGAGUUCAUUUAAAAUGCGAAUUUGAAAACAAAUUGAUGUGAUGAAUAAUAAAGCAAGUGUACAUGGUGCUGAUUACAACUUUGCGACAGAGGAAUACCGAGCGAAGUUUCUCUAAAACUUCCUAAUUUCGUGUGCGUAAUGCGAUUCCUCUGAUAUCCUCUUGAGGUCGAAAAGUAGCUUCAAAUGGUGAAGUGUAGCAUGAUGUCAAAAAGAAAAAGUAAAUGUACCGAAAAACGCGCAUACGUUCAUCCUGUGGCUUACGUAUUCUUUUUCCGUAUUCCUUUACUUUCUCCUACCUUGGUUCGUUUGUCGUUGUUUCUAGAUCUUCCUGGCAUGCGCUUCCAGACAUCCGCGUGCACUUGUUCUUUUUUAUGAAUGUGACCGCUAGAGCGGCGACGUGCAAAUGUUUUGUUCGAAGUGACUCGACGUAAAUGACGUGUGUGAUGUGGACUGUAUAUUCGUGUGUAUGAUGUGUAAAUAGGAUAUUAAUAAAGUGCGCAAUUUUUAGGACAACA